AUGGUAUUGCUCACAGGCUGGAAAAUGGGCGCCUAUACUCAGCUGGGCGCCUUAAGUCGGGCUUUGUCUGGCACGAGGGGCAGCUACAGGUUGACCCUUCGCACACGUCUAGCAGAUGCAAAAUCUGCUCAGAGUUCAUGGCGGAGGGAAUAUAGAAGCAGCAUAUGGAGAGAAGCAAGUCUCACGAAACCUAAAAGGACACUUUUUGCUGGGGUACAUACUUUACAUUACAACAAGAGCACAGCACAGCAUGAUGCGGCCACGAGAUACAAGGUCAUAUUCCGUCAAUACACACAGAAAGCAGAAGAUGGAACGAACAAGGAAAGACUGGCAGAGGAGGUGUCGAAAAAAGAAAAGGUCGAGGAAAAGGUCGAGAAGAAGAACCUUGGGAUAGGUGCCCGGGUGAAGUACUUUUUGCUAAGACAAAACCGGCCUUUCAAUGUCGACGAGAUUACGGCGUUCUUCUCGUGGAUUCUGAUGGGAAAUUUCAUCUGGAUCAUUAUUGGAACAACGACGUUUUUUGGCGUGCUCAUAUACAUUCUCAAUUGGAUCGGAGACGGAGAGGUGGAAAAGCUUGUGCUGAAGAAAUUACUUACGUUUGACAACAAGCUCAUGGUGGACUUCAGCGGACCAAACUUCAUGGCGACUUGGGAAGACGGCAAGAUCAAAAUCCGGAACCUGCGGGUGCAGUCGAGUUCUGCGAGGGAUAAUGCGCAUCUGAACUACCAGCUGGACAUUGCGGAGAUCAACCUCACACUCUCGUCGAGCAAGUGGCUUGACGGGAAGGGGUUGAUCGACGGAAUCGAGAUCGAGGGGUUGCAGGGCGACGUGAACAUGCUUGACGGGACGGAGCUGAUCCUGGACAACUCAUUCCACGACAACUACGAGUUGAACCACCUUAAGGUGAAGCACUCGAAGAUCAGCUUCCACAGCGAAACGCUGUUCAACAAGCCAUUGGAACUGGUGGUGUUCAACUGCGACAUGGGCCGGUUGCGGCGGAAGUGGAUGGUGUACGACUUCUUGAACGCCAACACGAUGUUUGGCUCGCUCGGCGGGUCCUUGUUCACGUUGCACAAGCGUCAGCACCGGUUUGCGCACUUCAGCGGGAUGGACCUCCACGACGAGAUUGACGACUACAGCAACAGCACGCUGAACUCUGUGAACGAGAGCCGGCAGUUCGGCAGCACCGACACGGGCCACGCCGGUUCUGGCGGCGGCACGGGCGGCACGGGCGGCGGCACGCGGUUCGGCGGCAUCAAGUACAAGGUGAGCAACGACAGCAACGACGGCACGAACGAACACAGCAGUGGUAGCGGGGGAGGCACAGGUGGCCGGGCAGACGGCGAUGCGGAGGGCGACUUCUGGAAGAAGAUCACGCGGCUCCGGAUCGACAUGCUCGACCUCUCCUUCUUGAACGAGCACUCGAAGUUGAACUGGAUCGAGUCGGGUAAGGCGGAGGUGAUUUUCGACAUCAUGUUGCCGAACGACGACGACGGCCGCGGCGACGGCGGCGGGCCGUACUUUGGUGGGGGCUCGUCCUUGAAGAAGGACCUCAACUUCGAGUUCUCCGUCGACGGCGUGAAGCAGAUGCUGCACACGGUGUACCGCAAGUUGACCGACGGCGACGGCGACGCAGGUGCCGCAGCCCGCGGCGCCAGCCCGGCCGAGAUGAACAAGUACGUGGUGAUCGACAUGAAGAUCAACUACUUCAACCUCACCGCGAAGUACCCGGACACGCUUCCGUGCUCAAGCCUCACGGGGCUCCCGUACCUCACUGCGAAGGACCUCCAGUCGCUCGUGACGUUCAUCAACGACGAGAAGUUCGGGCUCUCGUCGUCGAGGUUUGGCCAGCUCUCGAACGACCUCGGCCACGAGGAGCCCGACUCCGACACCGACGGCGUCGCCGACGGCGGCGACGCCCAGUCCGCCAACAACUACCACACGGGCACCGCCGCAGGCGGCAGCAGUGGUGCUGCUGCCGGCGGCAAAGCCGCCCCCGACGACGCCGACGCCGACGCCCCGGUCGACGUGGACGACCCGGCGGAGAGCGGCCUCCUCCUCCACGGCGACAGCGUGCGCACGCUCCCGCCGAUCAAGUUCCGCAUAGUGCAGAACCUCAACGACUUCGAGUACCUCGACCUGCCAUCGCUCUUGAGCUUCACCAGCAUGGAGCGGCCCGACGACGGCUGCGACGAGAAGACGCUGCGCAGCUUCAUCAACACCAACAAGUUCAUCGACAGCUCCAUCGUCGAGGUGCUGGCCCUGCUCCUCGUGUACAAGGACGAGAUCCAGACCCGCCUGCUCGACAUGUACUCCCGCCGCAGCGGCUUCGAGAUCCUCUUCAACAACUUCAUCUUGGGCAACCUCAUCCUUGUCGGCCUCGGCAGCUUUGUCAUCUAG
Messenger RNA from Pichia membranifaciens NRRL Y-2026, 2400 nucleotides. RefSeq lists its product as hypothetical. The record is from RefSeq and is a predicted model, not a curated record. Gene Ontology annotation, biological process: mitochondrion inheritance. The coding region runs from base 1 to 2400 and encodes 799 amino acids. Lineage: Eukaryota; Fungi; Ascomycota; Pichiomycetes; Pichiales; Pichiaceae. The transcript has a single exon. Gene Ontology annotation, cellular component: mitochondrial inner membrane.